GAAAACUGAAGACUUCAAUAGCAAAUCCUCCAGAGUCAAAAUGAAUACAGAUAGUGGUGGGUGUGCUCACAAACGUGCUGCCAUGUCUGUCAAAUUAACAGCCGUGAAGAGAGUUCAGAGUUCUCCAAACCUUUUGACAGCAGGACUUGAUUCUCAAUCACCAGAUUCAGGUUGGAGAUCAUUUAACAAUGGAAGUAGAGACACACUGAAUGGAGACACUAGCAGUUCCUCUCUUGCAGCAAAAGGCUUUCGAAGUGUUCGACCAAAUCUACAAGAAAAGAAGUCAUCAGCUCAGCUUGGAAACCAGAAAGUAACUGCAAAUGUGAUGGAGGUAAAUGCUUCACAGACACACAGACAAACUUCAGCUGAAGCUUCACCACUGCCUCCUUCACCUCCUCCUUCCAUGGUAUCGAUUAACAGACCCUGUCUCACACCCAACAGUGGCACCCACCAUGUAACAUCAUUUAUUUUGCCAACACGUGAUGAUUUUUGGCCUUCACGCUUUUAUAGAACCCUGGCCCUUUCACGUUUUUCAUAUACAUACCCUCUCCUAGUUCUUGACAGUACUAUCCACAGGACUGAAACAGCCUCUGUUAUGACAGACUCUGCCAUGAGUGAGUACUCCUCUUGCCUGGUGAAUGAGUCCUCCACUACUAUUCUAGAUGAGCUUCAGAGCUGUAACUAUGAUACUACUGACUGUUCUGAAAUACCUUCCCCAACCUUGAGCCAGAUGUCUGCCGUGUCAGAUGGCACCACCUUCACCACCACUGCUGCCAGCUCUCAUGCUCAGAUAACAGUGAAUGGGAACUCUAGUUUAGCAACCAGUCCAAUGAGCCACUUUCAAAGGCCUUUCUCUCCUACAGCAUAUUCCCCGCCGGUCUCGUUCAGUUCAAGCACUGGUCUUCUGCAACAGAGUAGGGCAAUGGAAUCCACAGAGACAUACUCACAGCAUGCUCAUUCUGUCGGCGGCAGCAGUACCACCAGUACAAUACCAAUCUGUAGAACUUCAGAAGAAGAGAAGAAAGUCACAGUCAUUAAAGCACCACAUUAUGCAGGGAUUGGCCCAGUGGAUGAAUCAGGAAUUCCAACUGCAAUUAGAACGACAGUUGACAGGCCGAAGGAUUGGUAUAAGACGAUGUUCAAGCAAAUACACAUGGUUCACAAGCCUGAUGAUGACACAGACAUGUAUAAUACCGCCUAUGCAUAUAAUACUGGUAACUUCAGCCCAUCCUUUUCUGCUCAAGCAUACCCUGCAGCCCGGACACAGACAUACAGGCCCCUGACAAAAAGUACUUCUGACAAUGGCACUGAUGCCUUCAAGGCCUCAUCCCCUGCACCUCCACCACCUCCAGUACCACCAGUUCGUCCAUGGCAAAGAUCUGCACCAGAAAAAAAUGAGUGGGACCCUCCUGAUAGAAAAGUAGACACACGCAAAUUCAGAUCAGAACCAAGGAGUAUUUUUGAAUAUGAGCCAGGAAAGUCCUCUAUCCUUGAACAUGAGCGACCGACAGGUCGCAUAAACCCAGAUGACAUAGAUUUAGAAAAUGAACCCUGGUAUAAAUUCUUUUCAGAGCUGGAGUUUGGACGCCCGCCACCUAAAAAGCUUUUGGAUUAUGUUCAAGACAAUCCUCCAGGUCUUUCUAAUGAGACCUCCUUAUAUUACAGUCCAACAGACAGAGGUUUGGACAGACCUUCUAGCUCUGCAAGUACUGCAAGUGACUACAGGAAAAGAAGGAAGUCUGAGCCUGCAGUAACUCAUCAGAAGGUGCACAGUGAUCAAAAUGCAAACCGGACUAGCCUGGGCCGUACAGAUACGCAGAGCACAUACUCUACACUUACGAAGCCUGUUACAAGUUCUUCUCCAUCAUCUCCAUCAAGAGCAAAAGGUGGGGAUAUUAGCAAAGUAUGUUCAUCCCUUUCCAGUUAUUCAGUGCCCAACUACAGCACCUCAAACAAUUUAGAUUACUGUAGAACCUCUGGACAGCGCUUGGCUGUGCCAAGUGACUCAAGAAGGGCAAUCAGCUACAAGAAUGGCUGGCAAAUGUCCCGUCAAAAUGCAGAAGUCUGGAGCAGCACAGAAGAGACUUCCUCUCCCAAGCGGAAAUCUCGUAGUUGUGAUGACCUGCUAGCAGAUGAUCGUUGUAGCUUUCCAGACUCACAGAAUAAAUCUGAAAGCAUGGUAUCUUUAUUAUGUGAGGAAGAUUCCAAAGGUGUUUCCUCAUCUACAUGGGCGUCCCCAUAUGCUUCUGAAAGCUGUGGCUCCAGUCGUUCAAGGGCACGUCAUAGAUCAGCACAUGAUUCUCCUGGGUUCCUGAAAAUGUAUAAGAGAAUGCACCGUAUCAAUCGCAAAGACUUGCUCAAUUCUGAGGUGAUCUGUUCUGUAAAGUCCAGGGUAUUGCAGUAUGAAAAAGAACAGCGUAAAGACCUGCUACAAGGCUGGAAAGAAUCCUCCACUGAGGAGGUGCCCAGAGACAUGGUGCCCAGUAGAAUAUCUGAAUUUGAAAAGCUAAUUCAGAAGUCAAAAUCAAUGCCAAACUUAGGUGAGGAAGCAUUAUCGACAGUAACCCUCCUUGAUCCCCUUAAAAAUUUCUGUGCAAAGAGGCGGUUUUCUAUUGAGUCCUUGCUGGAGGAGGAAAAUCAAGGUAGACACGCUACUCAGGUACCAAGGAAUUACAAAUCUAAAACUCUAGUGCCAAUUCACAUUGAAGUGACCAGUGAGGAACCGCAAAGAUCACAUCUGGAAUAUUCAGACAGUGACCAAGAUGGGGUGGUCUCUGACCUCAGUGACUUCAUACAGAUAGAAGGCUCUUCCUUUUGUAGUGAAAGUGAUUUUGACCACUUUUCCUUUACAUCGUCUGAAAGUUUUUAUGGAUCGGGCCACCACCAUCAUCACCACCACCAUCAUCACCACCAUCACAAGCACCUCAUCAAUUCCUGCAAAGGGAGAUGCCCAGCAUCAUACACCCGCUUCACCACAAUGCUAAAGCAUGAAAGGGCUAAACAGGAAACUACCCCAGAAGACCCUAGAAGACAAGACUCAGACUCUGGCCUCUCUAAGAUAGCAUUCCUAGUCAGCCCAGUGCCUUUCCGAAGGAAAAAAACCGUAACCCCCAAAAAGCAGGCUGAAAAGACUCCGUGCAAAUCAUCUGUCUUUGAUGCCCUGGACUCUGCUCUUAAAGACAUCUGUGACCAAAUCAAAGCAGAGAGAAGACGGGGAAGCUUGCCUGACAAUAGUAUAUUGCACAGACUUAUUUCUGAACUGCUUCCAGACAUUCCUGAAAGGAAUUCCUCCCUGAAAGCUCUUAGAAGGAGUUCCAUGCACCAGCCUUUUCAUCCACUGCCUCAAGAUGGUGCUAUUCGUUGCCCUUUGUACCAGAAUGAAUGUGGAAGAUUACCGCUUAGUGCCUCUUUCCAAGACAUGGAAACAACCAACAGCAGCAGCCAAGAAAAUGAUAGUGCACUAUGUUUCCAAGACCAGGAGUCUCCUGGCAACUAUUCUUCAGCUUUCAUUGAUGUGGGUCGAUGGGCUCCAAAGGAAAAAAGAGGAACUCCAGAGAGAGAGAGACUGCCAGCUAGAGCAGUAUAUGAUUUUAAGGCUCAAACCUCUAAGGAGCUGUCCUUUAAGAAAGGAGAUACUGUCUAUAUCCUCAGGAAGGUGGAUCAAAACUGGUAUGAGGGCGAGCACUACGGAAGAGUUGGAAUUUUUCCUAUUUCUUAUGUUGAGAAACUUCUCCCCCCAGAAAAAGCACAACCAGCAAGGCCACCACCCCCAGCACACGUUGCAGAAAUUGGAGAAGCCGUUGCCAAAUAUAAUUUUAAUGCAGAUACAAAUGUGGAACUGUCACUGAGAAAGGGAGACAGAGUAAUUCUCCUUAGACGGGUUGAUCAAAAUUGGUAUGAAGGCAAACUUCCGGGAAGCAACAAACAAGGGAUCUUCCCUGUGUCCUAUGUAGAAGUCAUCAAAAAGAAUCUAGCCAAGGGAGCUGAUGCUUCUCCUGUUCCCCCAAUACCCCAGAGUUACUCCAGUGACAGAAUACACCAUUUAAGUUCAACUAAGCCACAGCGCCCUGUGUUUGCUCAUGAAAACAUACACAGUGGGGGGGAACCGUUUCAGGUUCUGUAUAACUAUACUCCUAGGAACGAAGAUGAAUUGGAGCUCAGAGAGGGAGAUGUCAUUGAUGUGAUGGAAAAAUGUGAUGAUGGAUGGUUUGUGGGAACCUCCAGAAGAACAAAAUUCUUUGGUACUUUCCCUGGAAACUAUGUCAAGAGGCUGUGAAAUGUUUGGUUUUUUCCUGCUUAUUUAUGCUGCAUUUCUGCAACACAUCUGCAUAUCAAGCUGCUAGAAAACAUGCUCCACCAGCCUUCUGUUUUCCUGCUUUGCAAUUCCAAGUAGAUGUCAUCUAGUUCAUCCUCAUCAUUCCCAUCUUCAUCUGCCAGCCAGCAGUAUUACCGUAACGGCUACGAUGGGAUAACUCAACUUUUAUGAAACAAGAGGAAUUACAUCUUUUUUUGUGCAGUAAAUCUUUGCUUGCCCCUACCAAUUUGAAACAUGCCAAUAAGAAAAAAUGACAGGUACAUUGUGACACUCCAAGCAGUUACCCAUAUUAUUUUAGGGUAUUUGCAGUACUAAUGAAAAAUGUUUUAUCUUUUUUUUUUCACUUAAUAUAUAGAUCAGGUUGUGGUUUACUACUUUUUCACCAUUGUUUUUGAGUUUUCACAUUCUUUUUAAGUUGAGAAGCAUUCGUUGUUUCACUUUGCUGUGUCGCACGUUUGCCCUUUUUUAUCCAUUGGCAAAAUAAGAUAAUUGCUAAAAAAUAUAGUUUUGGUGCCCUUGUAUGUUGCGACAUAUGCAGAGUGGCUGUAAAAUUUCGAACUGGAGUGUUUCAAAAGGAGAAUUACUCUUAACAGUUGAAAAUCCAUGAUUUCCAAUUGCAUUUCAAUUUCAUAAGGCUUUCAUAAGAUUUCAUAAGGCUUGAAUGAACAGAGGUCAUACAUUGGUUAAAUCUUCCUUCCCCCCAACUAAGGGCAGCUUUGUGCAUGAAUUAUAUGUGUAAAUACAGAAAAGAUAGCUUGCAUUUCCUGCAUCUGGACACAUUAAUGUCUGAAGUAAAUAGGCAUGUAUGGGGAAAAUGGAUGCUCCUAAAUCAGUGUAGUCUCUCUACAGGGAAAAUUAAUAAGUUGUAUAUUAAUGAUGUGUACAAAUACAGGAAACAUGACUGAUUUGCACUUUCUGUAUUUGCAUGUGUUAAUGCCGUAAGUGGGGUGAGACGUAUGAAUCUCUUUGCAAAGAGAAGUGGAUGCUUCCAAUGCAAGUGCAGCAUACAUAUCUCUCUUUACAGGGAAACUCUUCAAAAUUCCCACUUCCAUCAUCAGUGAAAUGUGCAAGCUUAUCCAAAGGAAUCCAUGUUUAUUGCUUAACAUCAAGGAAGUGCAGAAAGCAAAAUAAAAAAAUACUGGAAAAUCAUGAACAGUUAAGCAAGCCAACAAUGAAACUAUUGAUGUCAUACAUUUCUCUGCGAUAUAAAAGAUAUGUUGUGAGUGCAAAAGAGUAUCUGAAAGUCUAGUGUUCAACAUUUAUCAUAUCGAGUUUCAGCAAAAAAAGGCAAUGUCAGUACGUUGUUUUUAUUGUAACAGUCACUGGGUUGGAAAAUCGACAAAGUAUCACAUAAUGUUAUUAUUUUAUCACAUACGUAUGCACAUAAAUUAAUAAACCUGAACAAUAUUUUCUUCCUAGCACUAUAGCAUUAAAAGAAAGUAACAGAAAGGCACAAAGAUGAAAACUGGUACAUGUGGGUAGAUUUUUAUCCAUGAAAUAGUAUCAAAUAUUUGAAUGUAGUAUUUGUUUUCCUUAUGCAAAGAUACACAUCUACAGCGUAUGAUGGAAGACACAUGAUUUCCCAUGUCAAUGGCUUUAUGCAGAUCAGUCCAGAUUUGGUUUUGCUGGCACCUUAUAGAAGGCAAAAACAAAACAAAGCCCUUUUCUGGGUAAAAGACAGAUCUCACAAAUGUUUGUAGUCUUUUGUACAUAUGUUGGCUUUUUUGUACAGAGCCAUUUUAUUGUUGAUUUUUUUGAAGAAGAAAAAAGCAAGUUGUUUGAUCUACAGCCUACCCCCUCCCACUAAUAAAAUAUCAUAUCCUAAUUUUAUUUACCCUCCCCUUAUGUAUAAGCACAUUUGGAUAGUGCAAUUCUGUAAAAUAGCAUCUGCUGCAAACGUUUUAUGAAGUAUAAUAUGAUUUUACCAGCCAAAUCUAAAAAAGAAAUGUACAUAUGUCUUUACUGUAGAGAAAUGUCAAUGCAACAAUUAAUCAUCUUUGUGCAGCAUACCUUUAUUACUGAAAAUUUCAUGGCAAAAGCUUUCUAUUUCAAAGGCUUUCCAUUAUAAAUUAGAUGCGCAUGCAGCUUUGCUGUGAAAUCAAUACCUAUCCUUAAUGCCAUUUAUGAUGGAAGACUUAAAUGUCUGUUGCCUGUGACAUUUUAAAAAAACACUGUUUCUACUCUAUCUGAUUUUAAUAGAACAUUUUUCAUACCUGGCUUUCAGGUAAUUGACUUCGAAUUCUUACAUGCAAAGGGUCUCUGUGUUUUUCCCUUUAAUAGACUUCUAAUAAAAUUUGCUUGGAGUAUA
This is a messenger RNA of Rhineura floridana, 6623 nucleotides long. RefSeq names its product sorbin and SH3 domain containing 2 (gene SORBS2). Gene Ontology annotation, molecular function: protein binding. Gene Ontology annotation, cellular component: dendrite; neuronal cell body; plasma membrane. The transcript has 24 exons. Gene Ontology annotation, biological process: Notch signaling pathway. Bases 41 to 4276 code for a protein of 1411 amino acids. The record is from RefSeq and is a predicted model, not a curated record. NCBI's taxonomy places the organism in Eukaryota, Metazoa, Chordata, Lepidosauria, Squamata, Rhineuridae.